Messenger RNA from Labrus mixtus (cuckoo wrasse), 5347 nucleotides. It is a transcript of the gene bcas3, whose product is annotated as BCAS3 microtubule associated cell migration factor. Lineage: Eukaryota; Metazoa; Chordata; Actinopteri; Labriformes; Labridae. Bases 106 to 2955 code for a protein of 949 amino acids. The transcript is spliced from 25 exons. Gene Ontology annotation, molecular function: protein binding. The record is from RefSeq and is a predicted model, not a curated record. Gene Ontology annotation, cellular component: cytoplasm. Gene Ontology annotation, biological process: response to starvation; autophagy.
AUCUAGUCUGUGUUUUGACGUUUUUGCAGAGCUCGUCGGACCAUCACACACAAGUCCAUUUAGGACACAUCAGCGCUCAGCGAAUCGGAUCAAAAGAGAGAAGACAUGGCAUCAGACUCUCCACGCAGACCAAGCCGCUGUGCUGGAGGGGUUCUGGUGCGAGCACAAGCUGCUACGGAGCAGUCUUACAUGGAAAGUGUAGUGACCUUCCUGCAGGAUGUCGUCCCCCAGGCAUACACAGGAGCGCCACCCACUGAUGAAAAGGAAAAAAUCAUUUGGGUUCGAUUUGAGAAAGCCGACAUCAAUGACACGGCCCGCAAUCCAGAGUUUCUGGAGAUGCACAACGGUACGAGCGAGCCUCCUCUCUGCCUCAUGAUCGGCUACACUGACGGGAUGCAAGUCUGGAGCGUUUCUUUGGCAGGGGAAGCCCAGGAGCUGUUCUCGGUACGCCAUGGUCCCGUGCGAGCUGCUCGGAUUCUGCCAGCUCCUCACAUCAGCCCUCUGAAGAUUGACAGUUUUGCCGACAAGAGGCCCCUCCUGGGGGUUUGCAAGAGCACAGGGUCCUCUGGGACGAGCCCGCCUUACUGUUGUGCUGACCUGUACUCUCUCAGGACAGGAGAAAUGGUCAAAUCCAUUCAGUUCAAGACGCCCAUCUAUGACCUCCACUGCAACAAACAUAUCCUGGCUGUGAGCCUACAAGAGAAGAUCGCAGCGUUUGACAGCUGCACCUUCACCAAGAAGUUCUUUGUUACUAGCUGCUAUCCUUGCCCCGGCCCCAGCCUCAAUCCAAUCGCUCUGGGAAGCCGCUGGCUGGCCUAUGCUGAGAACAAGUUGAUCAGAUGUCACCAGUCUCGUGGAGGAGCUUGUGGUGACAAUGCCCAGUCCUAUACGGCUACAGUGAUCAAUGCUGCCAAAACUCUUAAGACUGGCCUGACGAUGGUGGGUAAAGUUGUCACCCAGUUGGCGGGCACUCUGCCAGCAGCCACUCCAGACGAGGAGGGAACGCCUCACAGCGCCAGCCGCCGGAGCCCCCACAACCCCGGAGUGGUCACCAUCAUUGACACACACAGUGUUGGAGAAGGACAGGUCCUGGUGAGUGAGGACUCGGACGGCGAGGGAGUGGUGGCUCACUUCCCAGCUCAUGACAAACCCAUAUCCUGCAUGCAAUUCAACCCCAGUGGGAUGCUGCUGGUGACUGCCGACACCCUGGGCCACGAUUUUCACGUCUUCCAGAUUCUCACCCAUCCAUGGGCGUCUUCACAGAGCGCCGUUCAUCAUCUCUACACCCUGCACCGCGGGGAAACUGAAGCCAAGGUCCAGGAUAUGUGUUUCAGCCAGGACAGUCGCUGGGUAGCCAUCAGCACCCUCCGAGGCACCACCCACGUAUUCCCCGUCAACCCCUACGGAGGUGCACCCUGCGCCCGCACACACAUGUCCCCCCGAGUGGUCAACCGGAUGUCUCGCUUCCAAAAGAGUGCCGGCCUGGAGGAGAUUGAGCAGGAGCUGAACAGGGCGGCCGCGUUAGGGGGAGGAGCAGGAGGAGUCAUAGGAGGAGGUGGAUGCAUCCUUGGUGGAGCAGGAGGGAUCGGGGGCCGCUGUAGCCCCAUACCUGGCCUGUCCAGCAGCCCCUCGGGGUCUCCACUGCACGCCAAGCUGAGCAGCCAGGAUUCUUACAACAACUUCACCAACAACAACAUGGGGAACCCGCGUCUGUCCCCGCUGCCCAGCCUCACCGUGGUGCUGCCGCUGGCUCAGAUCAAACAGCCCAUGACCCUGGGCACCAUCACCAAACGCACCGGACCCUACCUCUUUGGGGCGGGAUGUUUUGCCAUUAAAACUCCAUGCAAAGCAAAACCCCCGCCGCAGAUCUCCCCGAGCAAGUCCAGCGGAGGAGAGUUCUGCGUGGCCGCCAUCUUUGCCUCGUCUCGCUCCUGGUUCAUCAGCAAUUCCAACAUGAAACGGGAGAAAGAUCAAUCCAGGCAGUCGGUCGUGGACUCAUUGUACAUCUUGAGUUGCUAUGGUAACUUAGUGGAGCAUGUCUUGGAGCCUCGGCCUCUCAGCACUGCUCAAAAGAUCAGCGAUGACACACCUUUGGAGCUCAGCACCUGUCCCAGGGCCUGCUGGACUCUGGCCAGAACACCACAGUGGAACGAGCUGCAGCCACCCUUCAACUCCAACCACCCCUUGGUGUUGGCCUCAGACCUGGUGCAGUACUAUCAGUGUCUCCUGGCUGCGAUGCCUCCAGGAAGCCCAGGACCAAUCACACGUCACGAGUCGUCAGACAGCCUGGCGUCGGAUCACAGCGGCCAGGAGGACGAAGAGUGGCUCUCUCAGGUAGAGAUCGUGACCCACACAGGGCCCCACCGGCGCCUGUGGAUGGGCCCUCAGUUCCAGUUUAAGACCAUCCACCCUUCAGGACAAACCACAGUCAUCUCGUCCUCGUCCUCAGUCCUUCAGUCCCAGGGCCCCACUGACGUCCAGCAGCCUCUUCUAGACUUUGACACGGAUGACCUGGACCUACACAGCCUCAGGAUCCAGCCGGUCCGUUCAGAGCCCGUCAGCAUGCCCGGCUCGUCACGCCUGGUGCCGGAUCGCAGAGGACAGCCCAACAUCAUGGACGCAGGAACAGGUGUGUUUGACGGGCGAGGCGUCACCCUGCUGGAGGUCUGUGGUAGCUGGCCGGAGAGCUUUGGCGUGCCACGACACAACAUCGGCUCGGCAGAUGCGACUGAUGAAGGGCUCCGGGAGAGACUGGCCGAUGCCAUGUCCGAGUCCCCCUCUAGGGACAUCGUAGGAUCAGCUACAGAGCUGCAGAGGGAGGGCAGCAUUGAGACCCUCAGCAACAGCUCGGGUUCCACCAGCGGCAGCAUCCCGAGAAAUUUCGAGGGCUACCGCUCCCCUCUGCCCACCAACGAGGGCCAGCCGCUCAGCCUCUUCCCCACCAACUUCCCCUGAGGAGACCCACCUCUGUUCCAUAAACAUCCACCAACACCCGGCCCACCUGACCCACCUCUGCCUCCCUCCCCUCCCCUCGCCUCCCGACAAAUCUGACUCUCUGAUGUGUUACACUGAACCCAAACUGUGUCUAGGAUUUCUGUUCUCUCUCACAGCUCAGUGUGAUCACAAACAGAAUCAGUAUUUUAUUACUUAAGUCUGGAAAGUUGGAUUAAGUCUGCAGAGAGUUCCAAAUAUUUUGACCAUUUUAGAGAUUCAAAAAAAUAUAUAUAAUUUAGUUUUAAAACUUGAAUUGCUUUCAUGUCUGGAUGAAAACACCUCAGCAAAACACUGUAAAACUAAUUUCUCUUAAAGUUAACAGUUUUAACUGUCGCUGAACAAUUAACCAAAUUUGCAGUUUCCACACAGAGUAUUUUCAUACAGCUGCAGUCGCCGGGGAAAUUCCAUUAUUGUCAAUAACAGAUCUUCAGUUACUCUGCCUGUUACCUUCCUUGUUGUUUUCAGAGACCAGCCGUCCUCUCCUCUCCUGCAGCUCAGUCUGCCGUGUCCUCCGCCCGCCAUCAUUCUUUUUCUGUGUGUUUGAAGUUUUACGGUGUGCCUAUUGUCUGAAUGAGCCGUAAGAAAGGGAGCGCAGACGGAGGAGAAAUGUUUAUUCCAGUCAGUGACGUGUAGCAACCGUGUGUGUGUGUGAGUGUGUUGCUGCUCGCUCGAUGUUUUUCAUUAAUUUUGGUCCUGUUCUGCCUUUGAUUCUCAUGCAUUUGCUUUUGUCUAAAAGAUGCAGUAAUGACAUGACACUAUAUGUAGGUUGCUACGGUAAUUUUGAUGUUUACGCUGUGAUUGAGAAAUGUCUCUGUGGAUUAUUUUGAACCCCAAAACCUCGGCCUUGCAGAGUCCAUUUGAAUUGAGGGGAGUAAUGGACUACAUGCUGUUUUUUGUACGGUAGCAACUUUUGACCAAAAUCUUUUAUCUGCCUCUAAAAAAAAUUAUGUAUUUUCCUUAAAUGUUCUAGCUUUUCCCGUAACAAAAAUUGACUUUGAUAAUCAGAAAUCCUUUUAUUCACACACUUUGCCUGUUAGCAGAAUGUUUGACUUGGUGAAAUCUUAAAUGCACUAUUUACAGAGUCACCUUAGAAAAAAAACAACAAAGGUGAAAUCAGCUGUUUUUAAAACCUGGGUCGUCUUUUUUACAGAGUGUCAGCAUCUUAUCUUAAUGACUAAUGUGUGCAGAAAAUGUUGUCUAAUGAAUUGCGUCAGCUGGCGGGCCUCAAAACACUCCACUGACAGUUUUUACUCUUUAUCACUGACUGACUCAGAUUGUUCUUCUAUUUGUCUGACAACAUAACAAACAGGAUCCAUGCAGAGAGAGAACCUUUUUUUCAUUAAAGACAAAUAUAAUUCUUUUAAACCACAAACAUCUGUUACAUCAAUCUCUUCAAAGCCACCAGACUCCAUUGAUAAAAACAGUCAUUUUACCUCUCAGAACAUGGAAGAUGCUGAUCUACUGCUGCCUCUGUCUGUAAGUUGAAGAUAACACUUUAAAACCCCCUGAGUCACAUCACAGCAAAUAUACCCAAAAAGCCGAUACAGUUGUGGACCUGCAGCUCCCAUGUUCUGCGAGGUCAAGUUGAUAAUAAAGAAAUUAAACCUUUUUGUUACUCUAUUCAAAGCCAGAUUCCAUUCACAAAAACAUUGAUUUGACCUGAAUGAGCGAGGACCUUGUUUGUAUACCUCGGCCUUCAAUGGCUAGAUUGUUUGUCUGAUCGUGUGACUUGACUUCAGUGUUUUAAAUGUUUGAUCCUGUACUGUUUUUUUAAACAUCAGCCGCUUCUUCAAUUCUGCAAGUUAAAGGGCCUGAUUCUUUAAUGGAGUCUGGUAGUUUGAAUCAGAGAGCGAUGAACGCCUGGUUUCUGGUUUUGAAAACAUCUUCUUAUUUCUCACACAAAGGUCUCUCUCUCUUUGUAGGAAAUCUUUCUGUAAUGUUGUCAGACACUUAGAGUGACAAUCUGAGUCUGCUGGUGGAAAAAGAAAACUAGAUUUUUCAAUUGGUCUCACUCUGAUCAGGUACAUUUGUUCUGAAAGAGAACAUAUCCACAAGAUAGAGCAACCUACAGGAGCAACUUAAAGAUAUUUGUUAUUAAUUUAGACCCUUAAAUCUGUUUUAAAAAGCCCCAGGUUGAAAACACUUGAAUUCCCCUGUAAAGAUAAACACAGUGUACAAUCCCAUGUGUGAGUGUUGUGGAGCUGGCUGCAUGUCAUGAAGGCCUGUUGUUACUCGGUCACUGAUUCUAGUUUGAAAUGAGAGCAAACGCUUGUUGUUGAUUAGUGAAAUACUGACUUGUUUUUGCAGCAUUCAUGCAAAGAAAAGAACAUAAUAAAAACGAAAGAAAAAGGAA